Messenger RNA from Dendrobium catenatum, 2382 nucleotides. Its product is annotated as guanine nucleotide-binding protein-like NSN1. Gene Ontology annotation, molecular function: GTP binding. Gene Ontology annotation, cellular component: nucleolus. The coding region runs from base 363 to 2147 and encodes 594 amino acids. NCBI's taxonomy places the organism in Eukaryota, Viridiplantae, Streptophyta, Magnoliopsida, Asparagales, Orchidaceae. The transcript is spliced from 10 exons. The record is from RefSeq and is a predicted model, not a curated record.
CCUUUCAUCUUCUCUUUUUGUCCUUGCUCUUCGGCUUCAUUGCUUCGCUGCUUCGCAGGUGUAUAGAUUGCACGCUUCGCUUCUUCGGCUCCUUUGUGGCUGUUCGACUUUGCUCCUUCGACGAAUUUCGCUUCCUGUCGAAUCGGAAGUUACGACAUUUUGAUCGGAAGUAAGAACAGGAGCUCGCUGGCUGUGAGGAUUUGCCGAACAGCCCCUUCGUCUAGGUUUACCACUGCGCCUUUGUAUUGAGGAUCACAGGUUGCUUCGUUUGGAGGUAAUAAGCGGCAGCGCAACGUGUUUACGCUCUCUUUCUUUGCUAGAUUUUUUAGCGGGUCUGCUUUUUUUCUGUUCUACCGACAAAAAUGGUGAAGAGGAGCAAAAAGAGUAAAAGUAAGAGAAUCUCUCUCAAGAAAAAGUACAAGGUCUUACGAAAGGUCAAGGAGCAUCACAAGAAGAAGGCAAAGGAAGCAAAAAAGCUUGGAUUGAACCGCAAGCGUAAAGUUGAGAAGGAUCCGGGCAUCCCUAAUGACUGGCCAUUCAAGGAGCAGGAACUCAAGGCGCUUGAAGAGCGGAGAGCCCGUGCGCUGGAUGAAUUGGAGCAGAAAAAGGCGGCCAGGAAAGAGAGAGCUAAGAAAAGAAAACUGGGCUUACUUGGUGAUGAUAUGGAGAAAUUGGCUUUUGAAGCUUCUGCCAAAGAUGAUGCGUUUUCAAAUAGAAUAAUCACGGAAGAAGUUUCUGCAGUAACUAAAAGCUAUGAUCAUUCAGAAAGAACAUUCUACAAGGAACUCGUAAAAGUUGUGGAAGCAUCAGAUGUAAUUUUGGAGGUUCUUGAUGCCCGAGAUCCCCUUGGUAGUCGUUGCAUUGACAUGGAAAAUAUGAUAUUGAAGUCCAACCCAAAUAAGCGCAUGGUUUUGCUUUUGAACAAGAUAGAUUUGGUUCCUCGGGAGGCUGCACAGAAAUGGCUCAAGUAUCUCAGGGAGGAGUUACCUGCUGUUGCAUUUAAGUGCAGUACUCAAGAGCAAAGGUCGAAUUUAGGAUGGAAAUCCACAUCAAAGGUCCCAAAAACUAGCAACAUUUUGAAAACUAGCGAUUGCCUUGGAGCUGAAACUCUCAUAAAGCUGCUUAAGAACUAUUCUAGAAGUCGUGAGAUUAAAUUGUCAAUUACUGUGGGUAUUGUUGGACUUCCAAAUGUUGGAAAGAGUAGUGUUAUCAAUAGCUUGAAGCGAUCUCACGUUGUCAAUGUUGGUGCUACUCCUGGGCUUACAAGAUCAAUGCAAGAAAUUCAUUUAGAUAAGAAUGUGAAGCUACUUGACUGCCCUGGUGUUGUAAUGCUGAGCUCUGGUGAAAAUGAUGCAGCUACUGUUCUCCGCAACUGUAAAAGAAUUGAAAAGUUGGAUGAUCCAGUUAGUCCUGUUAAGGAGAUACUCAAGCUUUGCCCAGCUGAGAGACUGAUGUCACUAUACAAUAUAUCUAGCUUCAGUUCAAUUGACGAGUUCCUGCAGAAAGUUGCUACCAGUAGAGGUAAGCUAAAGAAGGGAGGCAUAGUGGAUCCCGAAGCUGCAGCAAGGAUUGUGCUGCAUGACUGGAACGAGGGAAAAAUUCCAUAUUACACCCUACCACCAAGUAGAAAUCAAGAAGGGAUUUUGGAUUCAGCAAUCGUGUCAGAAUUAGGGAAGGAAUUCAAUGUUGACGAGGUUUACAAUAAUGAGUCUUCUUACAUUGGCAGCCUGGCAUCUGCUGAAGAUUUUCUUCAUGUUGAAGUCCCUCCAAGCGCUCCUUUACAAUUUGAUGAGCAGAUGCUAGAUGAAGAUGUGGAGAACCAUAAAGAAGAUCAAAUUGAAGAAGAACCAAUGGCAGAUAAUGUUGAAGAGCAUUUGGAUACAAAGACCAACUCAACAAGUGGGCAAAAUGACAAGCUGUAUGGCGCCGAGGGCAUCUUAGAUCCUCGCAAAAGAAGAGCGGAGAAGAAGAGGAGAAAGUCACAAAAGAUAAGCUCUACGAAUGAUAUGGAUGCUGAUUAUGAUUUCAAGGUAGAUUAUCAGAUGAAGGAUGUUGGCUAUGAUCUCAAUAACUCCGUGGAGGAAGACAAGGAAGAUGAAGCCACAGAUUAUGUUCCAAUGCCUGGAGAUGAAGAGGAUACUAAAUGAAAUUAAUGAAUUGCAAGAUUCGGAAAUUUUAUUUUAUUUUACAUUUUCUAUUUGUUCUUUUGUUCCAGUAUAUUAGAUUUUGAUUCACUGUAGUACAGCUCAUGAGUUGGCCAUGGCCUUCUUAUGUAUAAAAAAAUGCAGCAUCGGAGAGAAACUUGUCAGAAAACUGCUUGGAAGGAACAUUUUGAAGGGAGGAUUGAAACUUUGAUGAAUUAACUGCAUUUGGAAAGUAAAA